CUCCUCAUCCUCCUCACCCUUUCUUCAUUCAUGCAUUCACCAUGAAUCCAGCAGGACAACAGUGACACGCGUCUCCACAGCUGGUGAGCGUUUCACCGGUGCAGCCGCGGUAACAGUUUGUUUUUACUGCGCUGUUUAAAACAAAACAGAAAAACCUGGAAGACAAGAAAACAGGCGGAGCUAAAGGUUUCUGAAGGAUUUCACUUUUUAAAUACAUACAUAUAUAUAUAAAGUAUUAUUUAAAGAGGAAUAUUUUUGGUGCGAGUCUUUUGCCGCGGACAUGGAGUACACGUCAUCCCCAAAACCGCAGCUGUCAUCCCGGGCAAACGCUUUCUCCAUAGCGGCCCUGAUGUCCAGUGGGAAGCCGAGUAAAGACAAAGAGACGGAGGAGAGCACCAUCAAGCCUCUCGAGCAGUUCGUGGAGAAGUCCUCGUGCAGCCAACAGUCUCUGGCUGAGCUGUCCUCGCUGGACGGACACGCGGACUUCAGUGGGAGCGCGCCCGCCGUGUGCACGGAGCCGCUCAUCCCCACCACUCCCGGCAUCCCCAGCGAGGAGAUGGCGAAGAUCGCGUGCAGCCUCGAGACCAAAGAGCUGUGGGACAAAUUUCACGAUCUCGGCACCGAGAUGAUCAUCACCAAGUCUGGAAGGAGAAUGUUCCCCACCAUCCGUGUCUCUUUCUCUGGCGUGGACCAGGACUCAAAGUACAUCGUGUUGAUGGACAUCGUCCCCGUGGACAAUAAGCGGUACCGGUACGCGUAUCACCGCUCCUCGUGGCUCGUGGCCGGCAAGGCUGACCCUCCUCUUCCCGCCAGGUUGUACGUUCACCCGGACUCGCCGUUCACGGGAGAGCAGCUGAUGAAGCAGAUGGUUUCCUUCGAGAAAGUCAAACUGACCAACAACGAACUGGACCAACAUGGACACAUCAUCCUCAACUCCAUGCACAAGUACCAGCCGCGGGUCCACAUCAUCAAGAAGAAAGACCACACGGCCUCGCUGCUCAACCUCAAGUCCGAGGAGUUUCGCACCUUCGUCUUCGUGGAGACCGUCUUCACCGCCGUCACGGCCUAUCAGAACCAGCUGAUAACUAAACUCAAGAUCGACAGUAACCCGUUUGCCAAAGGCUUCCGGGACUCGUCGCGACUCACAGACAUGGAGAGCAGGGAAAGUGUUGAGAAUCUGAUCCACAAGCACUCGUACGCCCGCUCGCCGAUCCGAACCUACACCGGCGACGAGGACAACCUGGGCGAGGACGGACACUCCGCGCACGCCAGAGGCUCAGCGUUCAGCGCCUCAGAAAACCUCUCUCUGAGCUCCUGGGUCACCACCACGUCGGGCUUCUCGGGCUUCCAGCACCCGCAGUCCCUGUCAGCAAUGGGCACCAGUGCCGCCUCCCUGCCGCACCCCAUCCAGGGCUCCCUGCCCCCCUACAGCCGGCUGGGCAUGCCGCUCACACCCACAGCUCUGGCGGGAACCAUGCAAGCCAGCGGGCCGUCGUUCCCCUCCUUCCACAUGCCCCGCUACCACCACUACUUCCAGCAGGGGCCCUACGCCGCCAUCCAGGGACUGCGCCACUCCUCCACGGUCAUGACGCCCUUCGUAUGACUCCACACUUAAACCUUUCUCCCGAGUUCCUUUUCCACAGCGGCUCCUCACUCGUCAUCCAGUUUGCGCGUUGCCUCUGGUCUUUGUAAAUAGUUCACCUCAGUGUGUGAGGUAACGGACACUAUGAAGAGGAAACUGCUUCCUUUUGAGCAAAUCCAGGAAAAACGAAAAGGACUGAAAGACCCCAGGACCUGGUCCAGGUUUUGUACAGACUCUUUGGUGACGUUGAACAAACUCUAAAUCCUAAUGCGAGACGACAAAGGGAACAUGUUUGAGCUUGACCCUUGAGGAAGUGGAUCCUCCAUUAACACUCACUUUACCAAUAUUUAAAAAAAAAACACACACACCCUUUGUUCCUCUUUAGACUGGCUACAGGGUCUCAAGUGAAGCUUUAAAGAUCACACUCAACCUGUGUAAGUGAUCAUGACUGGAGCUUCAUGUGACCCAACACUUCAGCAUAUCAUAGAGGCAAAGCUGCCAUCUCAGCUUUUCUAGAAAAACCAGCCACGUGUACAAUAUGACGUUAUAACUCCACGCUCUGAUGGAGACAUGUUAAAAAAUGUAUUGUACAAAGAUGAAAAAGCUACAUUUACUCAUAGGAAAAUUCUCACUGUAUAGAGUGUAAAAGAAAAAAAGUUUAAAAAAAAUCAUAGGACGCAUGCUGACCGCAGUAGACAGACACACAGGGUGAACUUCAUACUAAAAUAAGGGACGAAAAUGAUCAACUUUGACCGGGGUGAGAGAUUUCUGCUUAUACUUUAAAGGUCCAGUCAAACAAGCAUUUUCAAUUUCAGUAGAAAAGACUUAUAGCCUUUUUUUAACGUGGGAUUAAACCUCAGUGGCCGACGUUAAAUAUUAUUAACCAACAGCAAACACCAAAGACCAUUAACUGAGCAUCCAACACGGAAGAAACUACAGAGCUUAAGCUGUAGCUAAUUCACUGUGUUGGACCAUGAACAUUUCAUUAUUUACCUGCCCGGUUUUUCAAAGUGUCGCGUUAGCAAAACGAGCUAAUAUUGCUAGCUGUGAGUUUGCUUGUUUUUGCCUGGAUUAAGAUUAAACCUUGUUCACAAAAUGACAGCAGGAAGGAGGGAAAAACGGAAAAAACAUUAGUAGCUUGUUAGCAUGUUAGCCGUUAGCUCACAAGCCCAACCAACCCUUUGAGCGACUGGACCUUAAUAUGUAACUCAUUUGACGACCUAAUGACGCAGAGAUGACACUUUAAAUUUGAGUUAUUCAUUCGGUUGUCGACACGGAUUCUAGAGAGAAUUCAAACUCAGCAAACAAACGUGUCAACAUUUUACCAGCAGUGAGACUUUAGCGUAAACAGACAACAAUCCCAUUAAAGGCCCAUUCAUACCCCAUUUCCAUCCGUUUUACGCCCAUUCGUCCCACAUGUCGUCUCCGUCACGUACCUCUGUGUGUAUGGACAUUUACACGAUAUCAUUAACAAGCUAGCUUCAAUUAAAAGGGAUUCUUUAUUAUUGUGCUUGAUUUCGUGGCAUUGGAAUUAAUGUAAGUCGUCCAAUUAAUGGGGAAUAUUACUCGUCGUUGGUGCUGAUGAGAGAGAUCGAUGACGAGCAGCAUUUUCAGGUAUUUCUGUACAUGUCUGCUGCGAUUUUUGACAACUUGUUAGCCCCACGAAAUAAAACCGCAGCGCAUCGGGAAGUGAAGCCGAAGCUUGAUGCUUCUUCGUCGUUUGCCUGACUGAUUGGAUUCUAUACUUCCCCCCACUUGACGCACAAUAACAGAAAAAAUGACAGAAACAAGCAGCACAAGUGAGCAAGUCCUACCUUCACAUGAAUUCUUAUUGAUCCAAGUCCACAUGGAGACUAUGCAAUCACACUAAAUAACUGGAGAGCAUUAACGAAAUAGCUCCUAUUGCAUGUCCUAUUUUUAAACUGUAAACUUUAAAUUUUAAGAAAAAAAUCCUAAUAAUUUCAGUCAAACAGUCCGCAAAUAAAAUAUAAAUAAAAUACAAGCAUGUUUCCUUUAUUACGUGAGAAUGAAAACAUGAAAGAAGCAUCACCGCAGUCAAAAAUUCAAUGAUGAGAUUCAAUUUUUUUUAAACUCUAAAGUUACCAGUAUUAGUACUGACAUUUAAUAAUCCAGGUUUAUUUGACCUUCACUAAAAGCAACAGUUGGACUUGUUUGAUGAUAGUCGCUGGUAAAGAGUUGGGUUUGUGUGUGUGUGUGUGUGUGUGUGUGGUUCUGUCUCGUAUGAGGAAGACUUUGAAAUCAUGAAAAUUGGGGAUUGGGGUUUGGCGACAACACCUUAAGGAAUUCUUCUUUUACUGUGAAAGUACCAGCGUUAGGUGCAUUCAGAGGUGUGUGUGUGUGUGUGUGUGUGUGUGUGUUCGGUGCUUUCCUGUGGCGACAGAGGGGGUGAAACAAACACUGUUCAAUGUUAAUUGGUUUGAUUUGUGCCACAUUUGUAAACAAAGGAAGAACAUGGAUAUAAUUAUUUACAUGACAUUUAUCUCUUGUGUUUAUUAAGCAAAGACAAUGACUUGGAUCCAUUUUUGUCCUGUUUUUUGUUGUUGUUGUGGUCUUUUACUGAUGUACAGCCUGAACUGAGAGUUUCCAUCUUCCUUUAUUUCAAAACUAUAUGCACAUUCCCGACUCACCACUGAAAAUAAUCUUUUUUAUUUUAUUUUAUUUUAUGUAUGCCAUAAUCUGAAUACAACACCUGAUGAGAUUGUGUUUUUGACGAUUUUUAAGUGCAAUAUAUUUAUUUUGCUCUCUGGAAAAAAUACUAUGUAAUGUACUAUGCCGCAUUAAAAAAAACAAAAGAAGAAAAAAAGUAGAUAUUUGUAAACCCUGAGAAAUAUACAGUAUACCACCA
Molecule: messenger RNA, 4448 nt
Organism: Solea solea (common sole)
Lineage: Eukaryota; Metazoa; Chordata; Actinopteri; Pleuronectiformes; Soleidae
Gene: tbx20
Product: T-box transcription factor 20
Exons: 8
Coding region: 281-1603 (440 amino acids)
Biological process (GO): vasculogenesis; positive regulation of DNA-templated transcription; heart looping
Cellular component (GO): nucleus
Molecular function (GO): RNA polymerase II cis-regulatory region sequence-specific DNA binding; DNA-binding transcription factor activity, RNA polymerase II-specific
Source: RefSeq, a predicted model, not a curated record